GCGAAGCAGGAAGUGCUCACACCGAGCAAACAGGAGAUGAGGAGGGUAUCACAGUUGUUGUUUUGCCGUUAUCAAGAGAGCAGAUGAGAUGGAAAACAUGGUGACAGACAGCAGGGAUGAACCACAGACAGACUUUAUCUACUGUUCUGGAGCCAGCACAGAGGUCCUUAAAUUUGGCCCCCGUCACUUACAUUCAGGAUGCAAAGUUCUUUUUCUUAUCAUUCCAGGUAACCCUGGUGUAGUGGGCUUCUACAGGACCUUCAUGCAAACACUUCAUAGCAUGUUUGGCUACCAGCACCCAGUGUGGGCUGUAAGCCACGCAGGCCACUGUGAACCCCCAGACUCCAUGGACAUGAUAGAAGAGGGCUCCUGGGCAGCAGAGAGGGAUGUGUUUGGUUUGAACGGGCAGAUUGAACACAAGCUGGCCUUCCUCAGGAAACACGUCCCCAGAGAAACCAGCCUGAUCCUGGUUGGACACUCCAUCGGCUGCUACAUCAUUCUAGAGAUGAUUAAGAGAGAUCCUGAGCUCAAGGUUCGGAAGGCUGUCAUGCUGUUUCCUACCAUUGAGCGCAUGGCUCAGACCCCUCAGGGAAAGGUCAUGACCCCUGUGCUGUGUCACAUGCGUUAUGUGGCCUACCUGCCUCUCUUCCUGCUCUCUCUUCUGCCUGAGAAACUCAAAAGCAGCCUGAUCAGACUGGUGUUUGGUGGCAUUCGCUCUCUGGACCUCAGCGUGGUCCAACCUACUGUAGGUCUACUCAGUGGAGACUGUGCAGCCAAUGCUAUGUACAUGGGCGGCCAGGAAAUGAAGACAGUUUUGGAAAGAGACAACAUAACCAUCAAGAAAAACCUUGAAAAGCUUAUAUUUUAUUAUGGAGCUUCAGACCACUGGUGCCCUGUACAGUAUUACCUUGACAUCAAGCAGGACUUCCCACAUGGAGACAUCAGGCUGUGUGAGAACAGGUUCCGGCACGCCUUCGUCCUGGAUGCAGGAAGAGACGUUGCCAAAAUGGUGGUAGAGUGGGUCCGUGGAGAUUUGGGGACAUGAUGUUCUUUAAUCUGUUCAUGUACGGAUGACCAUGAUGACACUCAGGGUCCAGAGCUGCCAGCAAGGUUCAGAGAGAAAGAUAGAUUUUUUUUAUUAACAGAAACCAUGGAACUGAAUUUAAAACAAAGGUUUAGCACUGCAAAGAUAUCAAAUAGUAAUUUAAAUAUAUAUUAUAUUUAUAUCAUGAUGAGAAUUGGUUGGGAAUUGGAUGAAAAAAAAUAAACUCCAAUCUGACAUGACAGCUGAUUUAAAGUGGUGGCACACAGGUAGAACGUUUGGUCAGAAAAAUGAAAAACUCUAUGGAACUAAUAAAUGUUAAAACACUAAAUAGAGUGUGGUAUUCAGCAAGCAGCCUCCUGAGAUGCAGUAAGAAACCAUCAAACACACAAUUGUAGCAUUUCUCAUGUUGGUACGUGGCAAGUGGGAAUAUUUAAGUUCUCCUAUGUCGCCAUUUUGCACUUAUUUUAUGCUGUUUUUAUUUUACAUUCUUUUUAACAUACACAAUAAUGUGUACCUUUCAUGCAUUCCAUUAUCUGAUGACUUAAACAGCAAAUGAAAUGUGGGAAUUCAUCAUACAGGCCUUUUAUUUUUUAUUGGCUGACGUCUACUGUGCAUUGAAACAUUAGAGCUGCCUUUAGUGACAAAGUGGUGUAACAUUAAGCCACAUGUGUCAGCUGUAGGGUUCUGAGCACACCUUGAAAUAAUGAAAACUAAAUAUGCAAAUUGCGUUUGUGUUGUGGCUUAUGUGGCUUUUGCGUAUAAGUAUCUGAAGAAGGUUUCACUUACUUCUCCUCCCUUCCACUUCGUAUCCAGAAGGUAACAACUUCCGUUGUGAGGCUUUUGCGUUUGUGUUGCAGCUUUUGCGUUUAUGUUGCGGCUUUUGCAUUUGUGUUGUGGCUUUUGCAUUUGCGUUGCGACAUUUGCAUUUGUGUGGCCUUUCUCAGCCACUGUACUCAUUUUCAUUGUUCACAUGAACUGAAUUAACCAGUGAAUGAUGGUUUCACUGCAUCAAAAGGGGCUGAUAGUUUCCAGUUUAGUUUUCACAGUUGGUAAAGGCAAGAGAGCUGUCCUAGCAUCAGAAAUAAUAUUCUCAAAAGGUCUUGGUUCAGGACAACAACCCAAAGAGCACAACCAGCAGCACAAAGAAAAACUGUUUUAAAUUUGAGUCUUGUUCGCAAAGCAAGAUUCAAAUUACUUUGUUAAGGAAAUGAUUAAACUAAUUUCAUUUCAAACUGUUUAUUGGUGGACAAAUAUAUAUGACCUAACAUUCCUUUCAUGAUGCACUGCACUAACUCUGCCAAACAAGUGGUGGCAAAAAGUUUAAUAAAGAAAGGAAAGACAGAUUGUGAUUUUGUGACCUAUGGCUGACCUUCUUAAGUGUGAUAUGAAUAUUUUCAUCUGUCACGUCUACGAACCGUCAGCCUUCUUUCAGAUAACAAGACUCCUCUGCAGUUAAAGCGCAUGAAAUCUUGGUUUCAAAUUGUUCAGGUUUUUCUCUGUAGCAGUAAAUACUCACGACUGAAAGAGCAACAGCCACAGAUAGAGUUUUGAAAGUGUCCUUAGAUAUUUAAGGGUCUAGAUUAAUUUGACCAUAUGUAAUUAACAAUGGCUGGUAACAUAUGUAAAGAUCCCCAUGUGUUAUUAGAUAUGUGUAAUGGUACAACAAUUGCUUCCCUGGUUCAAGUCUAGCUAGGGACCUUUGUUUCAUAUUGUGUCCCAUGUCCCUCACCCUUCAUUUCCCAUCGUCUCUUUACUGUUGACAUAAAGUUAAUUCAAAACCCUGAUUGGUUCAUAGCAUGCUACAGCAAUUUUUCCACAGUAAGCACUGCCCACUUCACACCAGUGAGACGAAUGCAGUGAAAAAUAACCCAAAUACAGAAAUCUCUCAUGUGAAAUUAGUAGAAAAUCUAAUUUAAGGACUGGUCUUCACAUCAGUUUGGUAUUUGCUGAGAUACUCUCUUCACUUGUAGAGGGAAAGAUGUUUUGGGUGAGAUAACUUUGAUAUCAUUAAACUGGAAAA
Molecule: messenger RNA, 3065 nt
Organism: Toxotes jaculatrix (banded archerfish)
Lineage: Eukaryota; Metazoa; Chordata; Actinopteri; Toxotidae
Gene: ldah
Product: lipid droplet associated hydrolase
Exons: 7
Coding region: 89-1045 (318 amino acids)
Biological process (GO): lipid storage
Cellular component (GO): lipid droplet
Molecular function (GO): lipase activity
Source: RefSeq, a predicted model, not a curated record